AUGGGCAAGCACAUCGCAGCACUAGCACCAGAGAAGCAGCAGACGCUCGCUCUCCAGGAGCGUGACACCCCCGAGCCUGGCCCAAAUGAGAUCCUUGUCGAGGUCAAGGCCCUCGCCUUCAACCCCGUCGACUUCUACCAGCGUGACUUCGGCUUCCCACCAGUGCCAGCCUACCCGGCCGUCUUUGGCUCGGACGUAGCUGGCAUCGUGACCAAGCGUGGCUCCAACGUUAACGGCGGCUCGCCACCACCAGGCUCCCGUGUGGUCGCUUUCGCCUCGUCGUUCUACCAGAACGGCAACCCCAACUACGGUGCCUUCCAGCGUUACGUCUUGGCUCAGGCUGAGGGCGUCACUGCUCUGCCAGAGAACAUCAGCUUCGAGCAGGGUGCUUCUCUGCCACUGGCUGUUCUUACAGCCUUGACCGCCUACACCACUGUCGGCAUCCCCCUCUCCACCAGACACACGCCAGAGGACAAGCAGGCCAUCAUCAUCUGGGGCGCCGCAUCCAGCGUCGGCACGCUGGCCGUGCAGUCCGCCAAAUCGCUCGGCUUCACUGUCUACGCCACCGCUAGUGCCAAGAACCACUCUUAUAUUAAGGAGCUCGGCGCCGACCACGUCUUCGACUACAGCGACUCCAACGUCGCCGCGUCGAUGAUCGAGCAGAUCAAGAAGGAUGGUGUCAAGAUGCAGACGGCCCACGUUGUCUGCACGGGCGGUCUUGAGCCCACUUUGGAGAUCCUGAAGGCGACCAAGGACAGCAGCGUCCCAGCCAAGGUCUCUCACUCCCCCCUUCUUCCAGAAGACCACCCGACCUUGGACAACACAGAGAUCAAGUUCAACUUCCCUUCUAUGGACAAGGAGGUUCGUGAUGCUCACAUCGCCGACAGCUUCCAGGGUUGGUUGGCCGAUGGUCUCAAGGCUGGUACCGUGGUGCCGAGCCCACCGGUAGAGGUUGUUGGCCAAGGGUUUGAGUCCGUGAACAAGGCUUUGGAUGCCGUGAAGGCGGGUGUCAGCUGCAAGAAGAUUGCCAUUUCCAUUUGA
This is a messenger RNA of Zasmidium cellare ATCC 36951, 1041 nucleotides long. RefSeq lists its product as uncharacterized. NCBI's taxonomy places the organism in Eukaryota, Fungi, Ascomycota, Dothideomycetes, Mycosphaerellales, Mycosphaerellaceae. The transcript has a single exon. Gene Ontology annotation, molecular function: oxidoreductase activity, acting on NAD(P)H. The coding region runs from base 1 to 1041 and encodes 346 amino acids. The record is from RefSeq and is a predicted model, not a curated record.